This is a messenger RNA of Anastrepha ludens (Mexican fruit fly), 828 nucleotides long. RefSeq lists its product as uncharacterized. The transcript has 4 exons. The record is from RefSeq and is a predicted model, not a curated record. Lineage: Eukaryota; Metazoa; Arthropoda; Insecta; Diptera; Tephritidae. Bases 72 to 773 code for a protein of 233 amino acids.
GAUAUAACAAAACGUAAACAAUUGUGGGUGUAUAAAUGUUAAUGUUUUUCGGUUGCUAAUUAAAAGUGAUAAUGAAGCCAAUUGUUAUUGUAACCUCAAAUGGCGAAGAGGAGGCAGCAAAAAUAGUUAAAGAUAUCCUCACGACAAAUGGAAGUCAUAUUGAUGACACAGAGACUAUCUCCCUUGGUACAUGCACGUAUUUGACUUAUUUAUGCGACCUUAAAACAAAAUAUUAUGAAAAUACCAUUGCUUUGUUACCGUAUAAAGGAAACGUCAGCGAAAUGCCUGAAGAGGUUCUGAAGGCGACAGAGGUGUUGAUUGUUUACUUUGACCCAGAUAAUAAAUCAUUUAAGCAUCAGAUACCUGACUUUUGCAGUCUUGUGACUAACAAUGACAUUGAGAUGGGGUUAUUAUUAACUAGUAAACUCUUCGAUGAUACUAAGCAAGGCCUGACUUACGAAAAUGUCAAAGAAGAUUGUAAAUUUCAGUUUGAUGUAAUAGAGCUAUGCAAUGAAGAAGAUAAAGGUGAAACCUCGGGCUAUCAAGAAGUUGUUGAAGUAUUGAAAAAUAACAUUUGGUCAAAUAUAAAAGUGCCAGGAGGUAAUGCAGACGCUCUUGAUAAUGAUAUGGAGGAACAGUUGGAGAGCUUUGAAAAUUUGAUCACAAGCAUGCAAAAUUUUAAACGAAUGUCGAGUGGAAUGGAAAGAGACCAAAUGCUUGAUGAAGCAGAAAAAUUAGCCGAGCUAUUUAUUCAAAUGAUGAACGAAGAUUAAAUGUGAUAUAUGUAUUUUGAGAAAGCUUAAUUAAAAUACUACGGAGUAGUUUGAA